Messenger RNA from Ananas comosus (pineapple), 1285 nucleotides. RefSeq lists its product as uncharacterized. Gene Ontology annotation, biological process: response to ethylene; response to auxin; response to gibberellin. The coding region runs from base 64 to 1098 and encodes 344 amino acids. NCBI's taxonomy places the organism in Eukaryota, Viridiplantae, Streptophyta, Magnoliopsida, Poales, Bromeliaceae. The record is from RefSeq and is a predicted model, not a curated record. Gene Ontology annotation, molecular function: DNA binding. The transcript has 5 exons.
GAGAGAGGAGAGAGGAGAGAGGAGGAGAGGGAGAGGGAGAGGGAGAGGGAGACGAGGUCGACAAUGGAGGAUGAGGCGACGACGCAUCGGGAUUCGCGCAAGGAGAGGGUGGUGAGGCUCUUCGGGGUGAGCAUCGUCGAUGGGGGGAGGCGCGAUGCGGCGGCGGCGGAGGAGGCGGAGGAGGAGGAGGACGAGGAGGAGGAGGAGGUGAUGAGGAAGAUCAAGAGCAUGGGCAACCUCGUCGCCGCCGACGCCGGAGGCGGCGGAGGAAGCGGCGCGGCCGCCGCUGGGGCGGCGGAGGAGGACGGGUACCUCUCCGACGGAGGGCUAGUGAGGUCCGCGAAGAGGAGGAGGGCGCAGGGGAGGAAGAGAGCGGUUCCUUGGACCGAAGAAGAGCAUAGGACAUUUCUUGCGGGACUGGAAAAGCUCGGGAAGGGAGACUGGAGAGGAAUCUCGAAGAAUUUCGUGCGUACUAGGACUCCAACUCAAGUGGCCAGCCACGCGCAGAAGUACUUUCUCAGGCAGAGUAACCCCAACAAAAAGAAGCGCCGAUCCAGCCUCUUUGAUGUGGGGAUCAAUGAUCAAACUCCGACAUCUGGAAAUUCGGUCUCGCCAUUAUCAAUGGUGAAAGCCCAGGAAGUUGCGGAGAAGAAUAAUCAACCCGUCCAUUCGGCGGCAGCUUCAUCUUGUAACACGAUGCAAUUCGCACCUCAAGUCCCAGAAUCUUUCCCGGCCUUUCCGUUAAUCGGAGGGCUCACAAGAGCACAAUACAUGGACGGUAACAAUUACAUGCAGGUGAGCAUCUUCAGAACAUCCUUGGACCAGGCCAUCUUGCAGUCAUCCUUCAUGUCAAAACUAAAGAUCCCUCAUGAGUCCCCUCCGAUUUUCCAAGCCAAUUCAACUGCAUUCACCCCCGAUUUUCCGAAACUGCGCUACACUUCAUCACCGGAACUCCAUCAGCCGCGCCCGGCUCUUCCUACCGCAUCGCCUUCUUUGGUAGAGAGCGGUGAGUUGGAGCUGACGAUCGCGCCGCCUCAGCCCCGUAGCCUGAGCAAGGUUCCCUCUCGCAGUUCGUCGGGAGCAAUCAGAGUCAUUUAAAUUUCUGUCUUUCUUUUUUUUUCUUUUACUAUUACUUAUUACUUGAAUGAUCUUUUGGUUCUUAAUUGGUUUUGAUUAAUUUGUUUGAUUCAUCAAUUUAUUAGCUUACAAACUUUAGAUGUAUAUUAUCUGAAAUAAUCAUGGAAAAAUUGUAUAGUUAGAGAGAAAGAAAGCGUCUUCUACGUCA